UUCCGCGCAUGCUCUGCAUUCCGCCGAAUCCACUUUUCCCAUCUUCUGAAGGAGGGAUCUUAAGGUAAGUGCCCUGUGAGGACCCCCACAACCCACAAAUUCGGACUGAAAGACUGAAUUGUAGUCAAUCUUCUUUACUGGGGAAUGAAAACGAUGUGUUUAAUUUCUCGUGGGUCUCCUUUACUCAUUUAGUUACUCUAUAGUUUAUGCCUAGCAUAGAGUCUGCGAGCGCAUUUUUAAGAAGAAAAGGCUUCCUUUGAAAUUAUUGCAUUUUGUUCGAAAGAGUCAAGGGUACGUAAGAAAAAUUUGUAUUAGUAGGAGAUAUGCGUUUUCUGAUUGAAGAACUUUUGAGGAUGUAUUAAAGCUCAGAGCAAAUUUCAAUAAUAGACGUGUUUCGUUUCCAAUGUAAAGAAUUGAUAUUUCAGUACUACUACUUACCACAUAGUUACGAUUGGACCAUAUUUGUUAACUUGUACCCUGCUUGAUGUUCUUUAAAUUGUCAGUUAGCGUAAUUAUGUAAGUUCUCUGAUUCCAUAAAAAUUAUUGGCAUUGAUUUUGGGUCUACUCAGCAUUUUUAUAAAAUCUAUCAGCAGUUCGAGGUUGGCUUAAAAGUAAUCGACAAAUUGUUUGUCGAGUUCACAAUACAGAUUGAUGCAGUAGAUCGACCAAAAACAUUUAGCAACUGUACCUAUUUAAUCUACAGCUUAAUUGAUUCGAUCUUAUAAAAAUGUCUAUAUGGGUUUGAAUAAUGAUAAAAUGGACACAACGUUGUAAGCUACUAGACAUAUAAUAUAAUAACGAUAAUUGCAUUCCAUAUGUAUGCACAUUGUAUAGAUAUACUUGUAUAUAUAGAUAUAUACAUAGUACCUCUAUCUCAAAUAAAAGUAGAUAUCAUCGUCAGACUAAUACGACUGGAUAAUCAUCGCCACGACCUCAAAAAAAUUACUCAGUUUUUUCUUUUUAUUGCCGCCUACAUUUUCGUGAAAGGUCUUACACGACUAAUAUCAGUGAUAGGUGCGACAAGUUUUCCUCUUGUAUCGUCAAGAUGUUCACUCGCCAAUUGCGUGAUGCUGAUCCCAGCAAAGUUGCGAAAAUCUCAGAUCCUGGGGCGCCUAGUUACCGAAUGGGCGAUUAUGGUUACGGUAAACAGGGAGUUCGUGUGUUUCAACUGAAGAAGGAUGGACCCAUACACAGCGUCACCGAAUUCAAAAUAAACUCACAUAUGCGUUUGUGCACACACAAAGAAUAUUAUGCAGCGGACAAUACGGAUAUCAUCGGCAGUGAUGUGCAAGAGAAUACCAUUUAUGUGCAUGCUCAAAGACAUGGUCUGCAUACACCUGAAGAAUUUGCGCUCACGCUUACGCAACAUUUCUUAGAGACAUAUGAGCAAGUCGAAGAGUCGAAUUUGAUCGUAGAAGAAUUGGCGUGGGAUCGUUUUGGUGAACAAGAGCGCCAGGGCUACUAUAAGGGCAAACAACAUAAUCACGCCUUCAUGAGAAAUUCGAAUGGCACGCAUGGCUGUGAAGUUGUGCGAACCAGACAGGGCUCACCACUUUUGAUAGGCACUUUUUAUGGUUUGCGCAUUGUAAAGACCGCUCGUGCACCGUUUACCGGCUAUGUGAAGGGCGAUAUGUUCUCCGAAGGCGAUAUGGAUGAUCGUAUUUUGUGUACGGAUAUAAAUGCGCGUUGGCAGUACUCCAAAGUAGUUGAUAUUGAUUUCAAGACACAUUGGUUGAAAGUACGUGACUUGAUAUUGCAUUCGUUUGCUGGUGAUCCAGAGAAAGGUGUAAUUAUCACUAGUGUCCAGUAUGCGGCGUAUGUUGCAGAACGUGCUGUGCUUGAUGCAAUGCCCGAGAUUUGUAGCAUUUCGAUAAGCCUUCCAAAUUAUAAACAUUUUCCCUUCGAUUUCUCACGUUUUCCGCCGAUCGAGCCGAAAGCUAAUGUCAUCAUUGCUAAUCCAGCGGACACGCCAUUAGGUUUGGGAUAUGCGCAAUUAGACCGUUUGGAAAAAUGAAAAAAAAUUCAAAAACUUAAUUAACAUCGAUGAAUUUAAUGGAAUUUAUAUAAAGUACUUAUAUAUGUAUAAAAUUUAUGUAUAAUUUGAAUUGAAUUAUAUGUUAUAGAGGAUGGCUAACCAUUUG
Bactrocera oleae (olive fruit fly) is the source of this 2141-nucleotide messenger RNA. RefSeq names its product uricase. Gene Ontology annotation, cellular component: peroxisome. The record is from RefSeq and is a predicted model, not a curated record. Gene Ontology annotation, molecular function: urate oxidase activity. Gene Ontology annotation, biological process: purine nucleobase catabolic process; urate catabolic process. Lineage: Eukaryota; Metazoa; Arthropoda; Insecta; Diptera; Tephritidae.